This is a messenger RNA of Saprolegnia parasitica CBS 223.65, 456 nucleotides long. RefSeq lists its product as hypothetical. The record is from RefSeq and is a predicted model, not a curated record. The coding region runs from base 1 to 456 and encodes 151 amino acids. NCBI's taxonomy places the organism in Eukaryota, Oomycota, Saprolegniomycetes, Saprolegniales, Saprolegniaceae. The transcript has a single exon.
AUGCUCGCACCGCCGCCGCCGACGAUGGAUUUGCUCAAGACACCAAAAGUCGUAUCGCCCAUGGCUGUGGCCGACGAGAACGUCAACCAAGGCGCGUGGUCCAAGGAGGAGCACGAGCGGUUUUUGAUCGCGGUCCAGCUCUACCCCGAAGGCCCGUGGAAGGCGGUCGCCGAGAUCAUCCAGACGCGCAACGCCAAGCAAGCGCAGACCCACAUGCAGAAAUGCAAGGAGAAGCUCCAGCGCCGCUUCAAGCGCACCUCGAGCGCCGACUCGGACGACAUUGAGCCGUAUGUGAUCCACCGCUCCAAGCACUCGCAGAAUCUGCGCAUCCCCGAGCUGCAGCCCAUCCCGUUCGACCACCGCCUCGCGAUGCCCGGGAGCUUGCUCAGCGACAGCUCCAUCUCGAUUGACGCCGCCCUCGAUUUUUUCCUGCAAGACAUGGCGCCGUCGCCGUGA